This is a messenger RNA of Neltuma alba, 600 nucleotides long. RefSeq lists its product as uncharacterized. Bases 1 to 600 code for a protein of 199 amino acids. The record is from RefSeq and is a predicted model, not a curated record. NCBI's taxonomy places the organism in Eukaryota, Viridiplantae, Streptophyta, Magnoliopsida, Fabales, Fabaceae. The transcript is spliced from 2 exons.
AUGUUCACUGGGGAGCAGAGAAUGUCCGCCAAGGAAGGGAAUGCGAGCGUUGUGGCCAUAAUCAUAGAGACAGGCAUGAUAGGUCAGAGCAUGUGCUUCAAUAUUGUCCAGUAUGCCCACUGUUAUACCACGUUAGACCUAAUAUGCAUGCCUUUUUGUGAUAUUGAUAUUGUCCUUGGUUUGAACUGGUUAUCCUCCCAAAAUAUUCUCCUUGACUGUAAAAGCAAAACACUGAUCCUUCCUACCCGGGAGUUAACCCCUACAGCAGAAGUGAAAUUGAACAUGAUUUUAGCAGCUCGAGCAGAUAAAUGGUUGAGACAGGGUUGCCAAGGUUAUAUGGUAUUCUUCUUAGUGAAAGCAGAGACGGAAGAAGGGAUUUUGAAUAUCCUGGUAGUCUGGGAAUUUCUUGAGGUAUUUUCGACGGAGAUUAGCAGAUUACCUCUUAAAAGGGAAAUUGAAUUUGCUAUUGACCUGGUGCCUGGAACAAACGCAAUUUCAAAGGCUCUGUAUUGGAUGGCUCUGAAUGAGAUGGUAGAACUAAAAAACCAACUAACGAAGCUAUUGGAGAAAGGGUUCAUACACCCCAGUGUUUGUCCGUAG